UCGUUCAUUAACUCCGUCGGAUCAGAUACUAUUGCGGUUGCUCCGGAUAUUUUGCUUUCCAUUCAAAAAUUACGAGUUCGGUUUAGGACGUAGACAAUAGGUGGGAAACGCAGAUUUUAAAGCACGCAUUCUACACCACCAACCCAACAACCGGACUUAUGCAAUUGUUUAUAAAAUUAUUGUUGGAAAUUCAAACUCUAGUCUUCCCGGUUUCAAAUCAUCGUACUGUGCUUCUCUCUGCAGCUGAUUUCGUCUUGUUUAUUUAAACGCCUUUAACUGUGUUGCGUUGGCAAAUAACUUGAAUUUCAACUUUUAAUUGAGUGAAGCACAGUGAACUAAAUAAUUUGAGAAAAUGUCCAUUAACCUACGAACUGUGUACGCGUUUGCAAGGGAAAUGUAUCCAAAGAAGUCUUCAACACCAGUACAAUAUGGCACCGCUGGAUUUCGUGGCAAAGCUGAAUUCCUAGAUAGUAUAAUGUAUCGUAUGGGUGUCUUGGCUACACUACGUUCUCGUAUUCGUGGCGGUGCUGUUAUAGGUGUCAUGGUUACUGCCUCACACAAUCCGGAGCCGGACAAUGGAGUCAAAUUAAUAGAUCCAAAGGGUGAAAUGCUAGAGGCCAGCUGGGAAUCUAUCGCCACUGAUUUGGCCAACGUUGAGGACAGUGAACUGGAAGCGCAUGUUGCGAAAAUUAUAAGCGAUAAUAAAAUCGAUGUAGGUUCAUCGUCGAAUGUUUUUGUCGGAAUGGAUAAUCGCUAUCAUAGUCCACGUCUUCUAAAAGCUGUAGCUGAUGGAGUUAUUGCGCUGAAAGGAAAUGUGCGUGAGUUCGGUAUUGUAACUACUCCCAUGCUGCACUUUUUUGUAGUGGCAGCUAAUACGAGAGGAUUAUAUGGGCAACCUACCGAGGAGGGCUAUUACCGAAAGCUUAUCACUGCGUUUGAGACUUUACGUGGAGGAAAGCUGGAGAAUGGCAAUUAUCGUAAUAAGCUAGUAUUCGAUGGUGCAAAUGGUGUAGGUGCACGCAAGAUGCUCCAGUUCCUCAAGCGUAUGCAUAAUUCCCUGCAGGUAGACGUAAUUAACAAGGGUGAUGGAAAGAUCAAUGAGAAUUGUGGUGCUGACUAUGUGAAAUUGAAGCAAGUGGUGCCUACAGGCAUGCCAAUUGUGGAACCAUUUACGCGCUGCGUGAGCGUAGACGGUGAUGCCGACCGUGUCGUAUACUUCUUCACCGACGAUGCAGGUCAAUUCAGACUAUUGGAUGGCGAUAGAAUUGCCACGUUAGUGGCCGAUUUUCUAAUGGAUAUGGUGAAGCGUUGCGGGCUUAAUCUGAGUAUGGGUUUGGUGCAAACGGCGUACGCCAAUGGAGGUUCGACCGAUUAUAUUUCCAAUACCUUAAAAGUACCAGUGGCUUGUGUACCCACGGGCGUAAAACACCUCCAUCAUAAAGCCCUACAAUACGACAUUGGUGUAUAUUUUGAAGCGAACGGCCACGGUACUGUUAUUUUCAGUGAAAAUGCUAAAAGUCUGAUAAAGGCAUCAUCCGAAAUGAGCGCCGAUGCGAAAUCGUUAAUGCAAAUUAUGGAUCUCAUCAACGAAACUGUAGGUGAUGCUAUUUCCGAUAUGCUUCUGGUCGAAACGAUACUAAACCACAAGGGUUGGGACGUGAAAGACUGGCUUGCGACGUACGAUGAUUUGCCCAAUCUACAAUUGAAGAUCAAAGUUCAGGAUCGUAAUUUGAUUACAACAACCGAUGCGGAGCGAGUUUGUGUUACACCAGUAGGUCUGCAAGAGGCCAUCGACAAGGUUGUGGCCAACUACAAACGUGGCCGCGCAUUUGUACGACCAUCAGGAACAGAAGAUGUUGUUCGCGUUUAUGCAGAAGCUGCUACAAAGGAUGAAACUGAGAGUCUUGCCUAUGAGGUGGGAAGUUUAGUGCAACAGUUGGCAGGCGGCGUGGGACCUGAGCUUAUACAUCCUGGAAAAAUAAUUAGUGCUCAUAUCUAAAUUCAAAGUAAUGUUUCGUACACCCUGCCGUCUAUGCAAAAAGUUCUAAAAUAAUCAUGAUAUACAACGAUAUCUUGUCUAAAGUUUACUUAUAUUACUUACUUGCCUUCUUUAUGAUUAGUUAGUAAAAAUAAUAUUUACAAAACCGUUUGUCUCUUUUUCAAUAGUUUGUUUGUUGCUGCAAAGCAUAACUCGAUUUUACUACUUCAUCUUUAUAUGCAAUAGUGCGAUUAAAACUGCCUUUAGACUUUUUAAAAGUAAAAUACAAUCUUAUAUUCAUUACAGAUAUAUGAUAUGUUGAAUUAUUUGUGCAUAAGUGUAUAUACACAGAUUGAUGUGUUCAAUCAAAAUAAUGCCUUUUUUAAUUUAUGUGCAUAUUUAGUGUGCUUACGUCUGCAACCAAAAGAUUGCACGCAUCUCUUUUACAUUGAAAUUGUUUUGUUAUCGUAUUUAUUUUAGGUAAUAAAAUGCAUAAGUAAAAUAAAAAUGUUAACGACA
Messenger RNA from Anastrepha obliqua, 2497 nucleotides. It is a transcript of the gene nst, whose product is annotated as phosphoacetylglucosamine mutase. Gene Ontology annotation, molecular function: phosphoacetylglucosamine mutase activity; magnesium ion binding. The transcript is spliced from 3 exons. The record is from RefSeq and is a predicted model, not a curated record. Bases 353 to 1999 code for a protein of 548 amino acids. NCBI's taxonomy places the organism in Eukaryota, Metazoa, Arthropoda, Insecta, Diptera, Tephritidae. Gene Ontology annotation, biological process: UDP-N-acetylglucosamine biosynthetic process; carbohydrate metabolic process.